GCAUUGAUAUGAUUGGCCCGCGGUUAGUGGUUCUCUUUUCCUCCCUGGCUGCCUAAAGCUCGACCGCCAUCAUGAAUGACACAGUAACUAUCCGGACCAGGAAGUUCAUGACCAACCGACUACUUCAGCGGAAACAGAUGGUCAUCGAUGUUCUUCACCCCGGAAAGGCAACAGUACCUAAGACAGAAAUUCGGGAAAAACUAGCCAAAAUGUACAAGACCACACCAGAUGUCAUCUUUGUAUUUGGAUUCAGAACCCAUUUUGGAGGUGGCAAGACAACUGGCUUUGGCAUGAUUUAUGAUUCCUUGGAUUAUGCAAAGAAAAAUGAACCCAAACAUAGACUUGCACGACAUGGCUUGUAUGAGAAGAAAAAGACGUCGAGAAAACAGCGGAAGGAACGCAAGAACCGAAUGAAGAAAGUCAGGGGAACUGCAAAAGCUAAUGUUGGUGCUGGCAAAAAGAAGGUAACGUGUUUUGAGACGCUACACGAUGUAGUAUCUUAACCUCACUAGAGUAGCUUUGCCCACCCUUUGUCAGCUCACAGAUUAGCACAACGCGGGCCACAUCGGUUCAGUCAUCUUGGUGGGCCUCUUGCAAGCCCUAUCAGGAAAAGUUUCCCAUUUUACUGCUAAUUGGUUUAGACUGUUAAUGGGGAAGUAUGUCUGGUUCCCGGAGAUUAAAUUUAUUUGCUUAAAACGGAUAACUGGUUUAAGAAGCUGUUGAAUCAAUGUGGCCCAUGUUCUCCUGGCAUGCUGGAGAGGCAGCUGAGAGAUCUCAAUUGCUUCCUCUCCAGUUAGCCAAGACUGAAGUGAUUUUAAUGAUAAGCAGCUUUUUACCAGCUUUGCUAGCUAACUGUAAAUAAUAGUUGAAUGGAAUUAAGGUGCUGGGUUGUUAAAUUA
Neofelis nebulosa (Clouded leopard) is the source of this 899-nucleotide messenger RNA. RefSeq names its product ribosomal protein S24 (gene RPS24). Gene Ontology annotation, biological process: translation. The record is from RefSeq and is a predicted model, not a curated record. The transcript is spliced from 5 exons. Gene Ontology annotation, molecular function: structural constituent of ribosome. Lineage: Eukaryota; Metazoa; Chordata; Mammalia; Carnivora; Felidae. Bases 72 to 503 code for a protein of 143 amino acids. Gene Ontology annotation, cellular component: ribosome.